Messenger RNA from Aphis gossypii (cotton aphid), 1184 nucleotides. RefSeq names its product enoyl-CoA delta isomerase 1, mitochondrial-like. Gene Ontology annotation, cellular component: mitochondrion. NCBI's taxonomy places the organism in Eukaryota, Metazoa, Arthropoda, Insecta, Hemiptera, Aphididae. Gene Ontology annotation, molecular function: enoyl-CoA hydratase activity. The coding region runs from base 257 to 1084 and encodes 275 amino acids. The record is from RefSeq and is a predicted model, not a curated record. The transcript has 6 exons. Gene Ontology annotation, biological process: fatty acid beta-oxidation.
CUUGAAUAUUUACCUAUGACCGAUAGUGUAACAUAUAAAUAAAAGAAUAAUAAAUACCAGAAGCCCAGGUAGUAAUGCAAUAUUGCUAUGUUAGCUUUCUCAACUCUCAGCUUAAUUAAAAAAUAAAAUAUUUUAUAUUAUUAUUUUUUACUUCAUAAACAAUUUAUUUCAUUAAAGCAUCACUUUAUGAUCAAUAUAUGAGAUAAUUAUUAAUUUUAAUUGACCUCAACUAAAGUUUUCCUUAAAAAAAAUUAAAAUGUUAAGAAGGUAUAUUUUGUACACGACUAAUAAAUUCAUCAAUUGUCGGUAUGUUUCACAAUCAAUGUUACAGUCAACAGUUGAUGAAAAAUCAGGCAUAGCUACUGUGACAAUGAAUAAACCACCCGUUAAUAGUUUAAACCUUGAGUUUUUAGAUGAAAUUAAUACUCAACUUAAUAAAUUACAAAAAGAUAAAAUCCGUGGAAUGAUAUUGACAUCAGGUCUUCAGAAAGUGUUUUGUGCAGGAUUAGACAUAACUGAAUUUUAUAAUCCAAAUCCUGAUAGAUUAUCUAAAUUUUGGACUACCCUACAAGAUACGUGGCUUUCACUUUAUACAACUUCAUUUCCUACUGUAUCUGUCAUUAAUGGCCAUAGUCCAGCAGGAGGUUGCUUGUUUGCCAUGAGCUGUGAUUAUAGAGUCAUGGUUGGGCCAAAUUAUACAAUUGGACUUAAUGAGACUAAAUUAGGAAUUGUUGCUCCAAAAUGGUUUCAAGAUACUAUGGUAGCAGUUAUUGGUCAAAGGAAAGCGGAAGUAUCAUUAACUACAGGAAAAAUGUAUACUACUGAUGAAGCAUUACAAAUUGGUUUGAUUGAUGAAAGUUUGCCAGAUGCAAAUAGUGCUCUUAAAAAAGGAACACAAUUUUUGAAUAAUUUUCAAAAGAUAUCUCCUUGGGCUUAUAAGAUGACUAAAGAUAUUAGUCGUCAGCCAACUGUUCAAUGGUUAAUUGAUAACAAACAAAAAGAUCUUGAUUUUGUUAUUAAAUACAUGCAAUCUCCAACUGUUCAAAAAAAUCUUGAACUUUAUUUACAAUCUUUAAAAAAGUAAGAUAAAAUAAAGUUAUACUUGAAUUUAUAAUUUACUUUUUUUAUAAUAUUAAACAAAUAUAUUAUCGAUUUGUAUAAGAAUAAAAUUAAUGCAAAUCUCA